AUGGGAUUAAGUCAUUCUUCAGUUUAUCAUUCUUCUCAUGUGAGAAGUGUAUCGACAUCUGGACCAGUUAUUGUCGAACCAUAUUCAGACCUAUACCCGCGUUUGGAUAUAUAUGAUUUCUAUGGCGAUGAAAUAUACAGACCACAAUUCGAUUUGUUGGUUCAAAGUUAUCAAGUGAUCUAUGAUCGUCCUUACGAAGAUAUGCGAUCAUUUUACCAGAUUGCUGGUAUUCAUGGACUACCUUAUACAACCUAUGACGGAGUUACUGGUGGUGUACAUGAAUACAAUAAUCAGACAGAUUGGGCAAAAGGUCGUUGGGGUGGAUAUUGUCACCAUGGAGAUAUUUUAUUUCCAUCAUGGCAUAGGCCAUAUUUACUUUUGAUUGAAUCUCUUUUAGUUAAUGAAGCUAAAAAAAUUGCUUCACAAUAUCCCGAUAAUGAGAAAGAAAAGUAUGUUGAAGCAGCAAAACAACUUCGUCAUCCCUAUUGGGAUUGGGGUGACGAAAAGGCAAUGAAAGGUAUUCCGGAAAUAUUUAUAACAUCUGAAAUUGAAAUAAAUACUCCAAAAGGCAAGAAAAAGGUUAAAAAUCCAUUAAAAAGUUUUACUUUACCUGUUGAUGUUUCAUAUCCACUUGGAAAAGGUCAAAAUCCAACUGAUAAACCAAAUUAUAAUGUUCCGAACCUAACAUAUAAUCCAUUUACACCUGCCGGUUAUCCUACAAUUAGGCAUCCUAAUGCUGAUUAUGAAGAUCAAUAUAAUUUAUUAAAUUCUAACUUGUCAGUACAUGUUCCUACAGUAUUUAGACCCGGACUUUAUCAAAUGUUUCAUAUUAGAGAUUUCCUACGCUUUAGCCACCAUGGUGUAAAACCAGGUGGUGCACAAAUGGGAAAUGUAUUCUCGGGGCAUCCGCCUCCUUCAGCGACUGGAAUUGGACAUUUUGCGUCUCUAGAGAUAGUUCAUGAUGAUCUUCAUUUAGCAACUGGUGGUAUUGGAGGUCAUAUGGCUUAUAUAGAUCUAGCUGGAUUUGACCCACUAUUCUUUUUCCAUCACGUCAACGUUGAUCGUCUUUUUGCACUUUGGCAAGGAGUAUAUCCUGAUAGUUGGAUUCCAAAAAUUACUGAACUCAACGGAACUUAUACAGAUGAAAUAGACAAAGUAGUAGAUGAAAAUACCGAUCUAACACCAUUUCGAAAGACAAAAACAGAAUUCUGGAAAUCUUCAGAUGUUCGAGAUAUAGAAAAACUUGGGUACACUUAUCUUGAAGUGGCAAAGUUUAAAAGUCAAGAUCCCAAAAAAUUGCAAGCUUAUCUUCUUGAAAUUUAUAAGCCUGAUCCUCAUUGUGGACGAAGAUUUUUCGUAAAGUUGACUAUCGAAGCGGGUAAAUUAGCUGGGCCAUACUCUAUUAGAGUAUUUAUAGAUUUGCCUGAUGCGAAUGCUCAAACACCAGUAACCUCACCUCAUUUUUCUGGGUUCGUUGCCAUGUGGCAAAGUAAUAGUCAUACUCAUAAUAAUACUUUUGUCGUGGGAUCUGUCGAUAUUACGGCAGCUAUGGUACGAUUGAAUUUACGAACUGAAACUUUCGAAGCUCUUCAAGAUGUUAAUGUUACGACAGGCUUGUUAAGUUCACUUGCAAUUUUUGAUGUUAAUAAGGAUAUCAACAUAGUUCCUGUAACGCUAGAUGGAAAGGGUGUUAGUCCUAAAGAUGCUGGUGUUAGUAAGGUUGAAGUUUUCACGUUCGAACACGAUAAAGAGAACCCAAAUUUCUUAGUCGAAAACUCGGGUCAAUAUUAUGGCUCUAAAAAAUUUUAA
This is a messenger RNA of Dentiscutata erythropus, 1809 nucleotides long. The record is from the annotation of a GenBank genome assembly. Lineage: Eukaryota; Fungi; Glomeromycota; Glomeromycetes; Diversisporales; Gigasporaceae.